AUGGAAUUCGAAUUUAGCAUUUUGAUUUUUAACUAUUUUUUUCAGGUGACCUCAAAGUCAGUUCAGGAAUUGCUAAAUGCUUUCCCGAUUGUUGAUGAUUCGCGAACUGCUAAGGCUGUAACAAUUGUUAUUGGCGGUACAAUCUGUGAUUUGGCAUCAUUACGUUUGCGAAAUUCUCGAAUGGUGGUGGAUACGAGCGAUUACAGUGCAAUUUCGAGUAACACUGCACGAGGGCUUCUUUCAAACACAAAAAAUGAUUCGGAGGAGAGCCUCAGCGAUGAUGAAUUUGACGCACUCACUACUCACCGUUCGUUUAUAAUUGAUGCGCUGCAUGGCGAAGAGGAUGAUUCGCCGAUGGAAACGCAAAACAUGAUCGAUGAAUGGGCCGAACGUGAAGCACGUGAUUUAGGCCUUUUGAGCAAGUAG
Gongylonema pulchrum is the source of this 426-nucleotide messenger RNA. The record is from the annotation of a GenBank genome assembly. NCBI's taxonomy places the organism in Eukaryota, Metazoa, Nematoda, Chromadorea, Rhabditida, Gongylonematidae.